AUGGAUGUGCUAACCUCAGUAGAUCCAACAUCCUCUCAGCCGUCCUCAGCGGACCCAUUCCACCCGUCCUUCUUCGAGCUAGCGGCGCAGUCGCAGCUGCAAGAGCUCAUCAAGCCGGCCGUCCGCUAUGUGCUCGCCGUCCUCGCGCAACGCAACCCGCGCUACCUGCUACGCGUAGUGAACUCGUUUGACGAGGUAUACGCCUUAUUCAUGGCCGGGAUCGAGACGCACUACCUGCGGGUAUGGGGCAGCUCGUUCGCGGAGAACUUCUACGGCUUGCGGCGGCGAAAGCGGCCCGGCCUGAGCCGAUCCGCGGGCGCAGCGACGUCGUUGAGCAUGGCGCGCAGCGAGAGGCUCGGCAAGAAGGAGAUCCGGCUAAGUCUGCUUUUCUUGGUAGCCCUGCCGUAUGUGGGGGCGAAGCUCGAGGAUGUGUGGGAGAGGAACGGUGGCGGGCUGACCAACAGCGCGAAUCUGUUUGACGAGGAUCCUUCGGCGGGGGCAGGGGCAGGGAGGUUUAGCGACGACUCGGCAUCGGUGUCGAUCCAGCAAAAAGCGAGGCGGUGGGCGAUGGAGGCGUUUAAGACGAGCUAUCCGUACUUGAAGACGUUGUACCAGCUGUGGUUGCUGACAUACAAUGUGCGGUACCUGUUCGACAAGACUCCGUACUGGCGGCCGUGGUUCAGUGCUAUGCGCAUCGACGUGCGGCGCGUGGGGCCGAACGACGGACCGCGCAAGCCACUUCUACCGAGGAAAAUGCCGAGCCUGGUGCGCCAACCAGCAAAGUUCCUCGCGGUGGUGCUGAGGCUCGCACCGGGGAUGGUGUUCGAAGGGCUCAAGUACGGUCUGCCAGCGAGCAUCUUCUUCUUCAAAUUCUUGGAAUGGUGGUAUGGCGCCGACAAUCCGCGUCGUCGUCGCUCCAACCCGUCCUCCUCGUCCAACGCCUCUGCCUCUCAAGAAGAAUCCUCUGCCACCCUCGACCCCCCCGCCCCGCUCCUCCCCGACUUUUCCAACGGCCUCUUCUCGCCCUCCAUCCCCCCAGCCCUCGCCACCACACUCCCGCACUACAAGCUCCCGCACAUCUUCGCCCUCUCCAGCACACUCCUCCACAAGCUCACCGACGACUCAGCCCAAGCCCCAGACGUCAAACCCACUCUCUUCGCGGACAAAAACGGCCCGAGGAAACUGAUCCACAACUCGUGUCCGCUGUGCGGCGCACUGCCGAUCAACAACCCCGCCGUGCUCCCGAGCGGGUACGUCUUCUGCUACACGUGCGCGUUCGAGUACGUCGAGCAGCACGCCAAGUGUCCUGUCACCUCAAUCAGCGUGCCGGAACGCAAAGAUGCGCUGAGGAAGGUGUUGGGGUAG
This is a messenger RNA of Sporisorium graminicola, 1365 nucleotides long. RefSeq lists its product as uncharacterized. Gene Ontology annotation, cellular component: peroxisomal membrane; peroxisomal importomer complex. The transcript has a single exon. The record is from RefSeq and is a predicted model, not a curated record. Gene Ontology annotation, biological process: protein import into peroxisome matrix; protein monoubiquitination. Gene Ontology annotation, molecular function: ubiquitin-protein transferase activity; protein binding; zinc ion binding. Bases 1 to 1365 code for a protein of 454 amino acids. NCBI's taxonomy places the organism in Eukaryota, Fungi, Basidiomycota, Ustilaginomycetes, Ustilaginales, Ustilaginaceae.